UAGUGCACACUACGUGAUGUUCCAGGUGCUUUAGAUCUCUCCACAGUGGUUUUUAGUCCCCUUCAUCCCGCAUCGGUCCGUCUCACGCAGUUUGUUUAUAUGGCUUGUUCCUCUUCGGUUCCCUGAGACAAUACCGAUCUCAUCGACGACCAUCACUUACUCCAUUUCUUCCGUCGUUGCUCAACAGUACAAGUAUUAGUACACUUAGGCGUGCAUCUUGGCUUGCCUAACAUGGACAGACAAGAUGCCAUUGCCGACCAUGGCGACCUUCACAAACAGCCUUCAGACACCCUCUACGAUCAACGCAAAGCUACCGACAACAAGCCGCUAUCCGCCAAUCGACCCAUGCCAUCCUUCGUAGCAGAUGCGACACACGACCCAGAAGAUCCUCUACGCCAUCAUGGCUUUGCCGAAAGCGAGAAGGACAGUGCACAUUUCGACAGCGAUACGAAGCUCGGCGACGUCUCAGAUGUUCAGAAUGCGAGUAAACUACCUACAAGUGGAGAGCCAACCACAAGAAAAAAGCUCACCACCACACAAGCUGUUAUCAUCUUCAUCACAAACGAAGUCGGUAUCGGCAUGUUGUCGCUUCCUUCUGCGCUUAAUACUCUCGGCUUCUUCCCUGGUCUUCUGUGCAUAGUCGGCAUGGGGAUGCUCAGUUUGUAUACCGCAUACAACCUGAUCCAGUACUGGAGGAAGUACCCUUACAUGCUUAACAUCGUCGACUACGGCCGUGUGCUCGGCGGUCCCUGGGUUGAAGGCAUCUUCGCCGUUGGCUUCUUGAUCAACAUGGCGCUAAUCAGCGCAUCAGCACUUGUCACGCUCACCAUUGGUCUAAACACUGUAAGUGAACAUGCGACCUGCACGGUCGUCUUCGCAGUCAUCGCAGCUCUCGUGAUGUGGGCUAUGUGCGUUCCACACAGCAUGCGCGUGGUCACCUGGCUUUCUUGGCCAUGUACGGCAUCCAUCAUUGCGACAGUCCUCAUCGUCAUGAUCACACUCGGUGUGCAAGGCCCAAAAGAUCCAGAGGCACCGCUCAACCUCAAGGCCAUCGGCAACCCAACCUUUACGCAAGCCGUCUCCGCCUUCCUGAACAUCGCCUUUGCAUACGCCGGUAAUCAGGCCUUCCCGACGGUGCUUGCAGAGAUGGAGAACCCCUCCCGCGAUUUCCCUCGCGCUGUCACAAUUGAGAAAAGCAUAUCAACCGUUAUUUACGUUGUCGUGGCAUCUACUGUUUACGCACUAUCCGGCGAGCAAGUCGCGUCUCCUGCUAUUGGUUCGUUGCAAAUCACCAUGGCCAAAGUCUCAUAUGGAGUCUCAUUUGUCGGGCUUAUGGGGACUGGUUUGAUCUUUGGCAUGACAUCCGCACGCUACCUGUAUGUCUUUUUCAUGCGCCAAAUUAGUCUUUUCAAGCAUAACAAGAAUCUCAAAGACGGAAGCGCACGUCGAAGUUCCGUCACUUCCGAUCCCUCGCGUGGUCGCCGUUCCUCCUUCGCCCUCCCCGAGGCAAGCAAAAGAACCGAACGAGCUGUCUGGCUUUUCGCCGUCACGCUUUUCUGGGUCGUAGUCUGGAUCCUCGCAAACGCUAUCCCUGUCUUCAACUCGCUACUCAACAUUUCUUCGUCUCUAUUGCUUUCGUGGUUUACCUGGGGCGUCACGGUGCUCUUCUGGUUCCAUCUCAACUGGAACGGCAAGUGGCGAUCGAGUCGGAAGAAACUGGCUCUCGCGGCGUUCAAUGUGUUUAUCAUGGCUCUGGUGCUCUUCAUGAUGGUGCCGGGCAUGUAUGCGAGUAUUUCUGCACUGCUGGCAGUGUUUGCGGAUCCGAAUCAGAGCGUAAACGGGGCGUUUACUUGCGCUGAUAAUAGUGCAAUAUAAGCACAUUGUCAGGAUAGAUGAAUGCAUUAUGAUACCCACGAGAAGUUUAGUCUAAUGUCUUGCGAUUACUACCCUAUUGCUGUUUGUACCUUUUAGAACACUAGGCUUUGUGCUCGUACGCCAUGACUGAUGCUCAUUCACAUCCCCCAAGGGGAUAACCAGCAAAGAGAACAAGAAGAACGGUGGACAACCUCAGAUGGAAAUGGAAUGAAGAAGCUAAGCUUUUACGAUUUGCAGAGAGCUCUCCGAGCUUUACAACUUUUCUUCUCAAUGAAGAAGCUACAAGUUUGAGGGUACGAAAUGUCUUAGUCCUAAGCUAUCAUUGGCAUCUUAUCGAGGCCCCUACUAAUAGAUAUCAUAAUCUUGUCCUUUGUCAAACGUUAGCACACCUUGAAGUCCCACUGUAGAGAA
Messenger RNA from Cucurbitaria berberidis CBS 394.84, 2286 nucleotides. RefSeq lists its product as uncharacterized. Gene Ontology annotation, molecular function: amino acid transmembrane transporter activity. Gene Ontology annotation, biological process: amino acid transmembrane transport. The transcript has a single exon. The record is from RefSeq and is a predicted model, not a curated record. NCBI's taxonomy places the organism in Eukaryota, Fungi, Ascomycota, Dothideomycetes, Pleosporales, Cucurbitariaceae. Gene Ontology annotation, cellular component: vacuolar membrane. Bases 232 to 1875 code for a protein of 547 amino acids.